GGACAGUCUGAGAGCAGGAGAGGACUCAGAGAUAGGUUACAGAUGCGCUUUAAAGUCGAUAUUUCAUCUCAGAUCCAAUCCUUGUAUCACAUGUUUUCCCUACACGUUACGUCUUGAUUAGGUUAUUGGCACAUCCCGCAUGCUGGUUGGUUGAGAGACAAUCAUCCCAUCGCGGUGAAACAAACUCGGCUCGCUGUACAACGAGGAGGAGGAAGAAGAGAGGGACGGAGCGCAUCGUGUCUGCACACACCGCUUUCAUUUUUUUUUGUCAAAUAAAGAGGCUUUUUGACAAUAGCCGGCACGGACUGUAAGGGGCUGUGGAGGAGGUGAACAAGUGCGAUGAUGACGGGCAAAUCUGUGAAAGACGUUGACAGAUACCAGACUGUCCUCAACUCUUUAUUAGCGCUGGAGGAGAAUAAAUUCUGCGCUGACUGCGAAUCGAAAGGUCCGAGAUGGGCAUCCUGGAAUUUGGGCAUCUUCAUCUGUAUCCGAUGUGCUGGUAUUCAUCGUAACCUUGGGGUCCACAUCUCCAAGGUCAAGUCUGUCAACCUGGACCAGUGGACACAGGAGCAGGUCCAGUGUGUUCAGGAGAUGGGAAAUGCCAAGGCCAAACGUCUCUAUGAAGCAUUCCUACCUGAGUGCUUCCAACGGCCUGAGACAGACCAGUCAGCAGAGAUCUUCAUCAGGGACAAGUAUGAUAAGAAGAAGUACAUGGAUAAGGUCAUUGACAUCCAGAUGCUGAGGAAAGAAAAGAGCUGUGACAACAUACCCAAGGAACCAGUUGUGUUUGAGAAAAUGAAACUGAAAAAAGACGUCAGCCCGAAGACAGAUUCUCAGUCUGUUACGGACCUGCUUGGAUUAGAUGUCCCUGCUCCAAGUCCUGCAGUGUCUAAUGGUGGAGGAUGUGUUCCAGACAGUAAUAAGAGCCCAGCGGUGUCUAAUCCAGCUCUGGCACACUCUGCCUUGGAUCUCUUCAGCUCUCUGCCAGCCCCCUCUUCUGCUUCCUCCACAAAAACCACACCUGUUUCCAGCUCCUUGCCUCAGAGCAGAGUGACUGCCUCGGUGCCUGAAAACCUCAGUCUGUUCCUGGAUCCGGCGGCCAAAGCAGGGGAAGGCACUGUCAAGAAACUGUCCAAGGACUCUAUUCUCUCCCUGUACGGGUCCACCCCCUCAGUGCACGCCAGCAGUAUGGCCACUCACGGGUUGUACAUGAACCAAAUGGGAUACCCAACACACCCAUACGGUUCAUACCACUCCUUAGCCCAAGCAGGGGGCAUGGGAGGCACCAUGAUGACAUCACAGAUGGCCAUGAUGGGACAGCAACAGAGCGGCAUGAUUGGAGUUCAACAAAACAGCAUGAUGGGACAGCAGAAUGGCUUAAUGGGUGCCCAGGGUGUCAUGGCUCAGCCUAGCGGCGUUGUGGCGCCACCUUACAUGACCCAAGGCAUGAUGGGACAGCAGCAAAGUGGAAUGAUGGUGCCACAACAGAACGGCAUUAUGGGACAGCAGCAGGGUGGGAUGAUGGUGCAGCAGCAGCAGCAGAGCGGGAUGAUGGGACAUCAGCAGGUUGGAGGUUUGGCCUUGUUACCUCAGCAGCCGGUGUAUGGAGUACAUCAAGCCCAGCAGCUACAGUGGAAUAUUACCCAGGUGACUCAGCACAUGGCCGGCAUGAAUCUCUACAACACCAAGGGCAUGAUGGGAUACAGCAGUCAACAGAUGGGAGGGUCAGCAACUCCUGGCUCAGCGCACAUGACAGCACAUGUCUGGAAAUGAUCUAAUCUAACCUGAGAGUGGCGUAAUGCCAGUAACCCACAAAACCGAGGGGGACCAGUUGUAGGGAUCUGUGGACUAGACUCUCCAUAAGACGUUUUCUAAUGCAAGGGAGGAGGAGGAGGAGGAGACAAGAAAAAGGUUUGAGAAACCACUACUACCUCUCUUUCUCUCUCCUCACCCAUGCUUCCUCUUCCUGUCUCAUUCAUGGCCAUAUUUUGCUGAUUUCCAUGCUUGCCUUCAGAACAUUUUCGUAUGACGACGUAGACAACAGGGUUCAGAGGCCACUGGUUAGGACUACACAUUUUUCUUUGUACCUAGCCUUUAUGUGAGUGUGUGUGCACGCGCACAUCUGCUGUAUGUGGGUGUUCACUAACUGUUUCAAAAAAUAGUUUCGUUUUUUGAGAGUUUUACUGUUUUUUCUUACUUACUAAUCAAAGUCAGAAAACACAUGGAUGCAUUUUCUGUCUUUUGGUGUCUUUUGAAGGCAGUUUGAAGGUAUUGAAGUUAGCCUAGCUCAGCUCAAUUGGUCGAUCUGCUUGAGUGCUGAUGUUAAUUGGAACAAGACGAAUUUCCCCUAAAAGAAGUAACCUUGUUGUAAAGCUAAAGAAUUCGAAAUUACCAUCCCAAUUAGCUGGAACCAAGCCCCAUUUGUAACCUCAGCACUUUGAAUGUAUUGAAUGUUAUUAUUAAAAUGUUAAAAUGCUGCUGGUUAACAGUUUAAAAUAGCAUUUUUAAUUUCGCCCCAAAUGUUUGCGUAGGGAAAGCUAUAUGACCGAAUCACAGAGUAAUGUACAGAGUUCUGAGUCACAAAUGGGGCUAGCUGCAACUAUAUUUGUAAAAGAGCAACUAUAUUUUUUCACGUAUCAUUUUAAAAAUAUGUUUCUCAACUUAUAGGAGCUGCUGCUAAUUAGUCUGACAGAAACAUUCAGGAAUCAAGCUAAAAUAGGCUAGGCUAAUCUCGCUAAUCAUCUCACCUUCAAGCUAUAUGUAGGAGUUAAAGGCAUUAAUGAAUCUGUCUGCAUCUCUGUAUGUAGGAAAAAUUAGUAAAAUCCAAUAAAACUGAGAUAUCCCUUUCUAAAUGCUUACUUAAAUUUUUAAAAAUCCCUUUAUGUGUUGAUAAGUUCCUAGAUUCACACUGUUAGAGGCAAGUUAGAGCAGCUACAGUACAGAAACCUACCUAAACUGCCCUUAAUUAUGAUGUCUUCUGCUCGAUUUACCGAGGGCUUCUUUUAGAAUCAAUAUCUAAUCUAGAUGUUAAGUGUCAAAAGUCCUAAAUUGGAUUUUUGGAGACCAAAGAUCAACACUAGCUUUAUUAUGGUUGUACAAUAUUCCAAUAUGCUUUUUACUUCUGUAUAGCCACUUAACUAGUGAUUAGUAAAAAAUUCAAACCUUUACCAGUAUGUUUGGUCAUACCUGCUCUCACAGGAUGAAUGUUUGAGCGAAUCAAUUCACUGUGCUAUUACUUCAGCAAUGGUGGGACACUUAAAAAGAAAUCACUUGCAUGCAACGUCAUCACGUAAAUGUUGAGUUGACGCUCACACACCUCAAGCUAAGAAUCUACCUUGUACAAUAGAGGCCUCAAAUAAAGUUGAAUGUCUGUAAAUAAGAGAGAAAUAUAUAGAGAGAGGUGGUGACAGAGACAAAAACAAAACAAAACAAAACCUUAAAGGUACUGAUCAGUCAUGUUUCAGAUGCUUUCACUGAAUUGCAUGAAGAGAAUGUUUAUCUAGCUCUGAUUGUAUGUGCUGUAUGUUUAUUAAGAUAUCCGAAUGUGUCUCUGGAAUGUGUAUCUCUGAAUGUUUCUCUCUACAUGUCGAUCCGUCUCUGACCAAGACCGACAUGUAACAACAAAAAAUCUUGAUGAAUGUGUGUCCUGAAUGUGCUCACGAUUGUACUACACUCGCUUUGAGUAUACGCACCUGAGGUCUGUUUGUUUUUUGAUAUCUUUUCACCCUUGUCAAGCAAUGUACACGUGUGUCUUUUGAAUGUUCUGUGGUCGACAAGUUUGUGGCGAGUUGUUAAAUACAUCUACGUUUUACAGUAACUGUCUUACUGUUGAGUUAGGAGCAAACUGUGAUGCAUUUACAGGUCAUUCCGGGGCGUUUACAAUUCGGCCAAACCACGUUGUGAAGCAAAAAGUGAUUGCAUGUCCACAAUCUGUCACCUCUGAAUAUUUAGUUAACCCUUCUACACGUCUCCCACACAAGCCCACACAAGCCAUCUCUCUGUCCUGAUUUAUCUAGAAGUGUUUCUAAAUAUGUUCAUUCUUAUAAAUGCAUGAACCCAUUAGUGUAAAUAAUCACAGUCUUUCCUUCUUUUUUUUUUUCAAAGAAGCACUUUGGUGUUAAGUUGCCACUUUGAAUAUGGGUAGGUAAAAAUGUAAGUGGUGCAGCUAAGAAAGAAAUAAGUGAACACACACUGGCAUAAUGAGAGAAGGUUUCUGGUAAUUGCUGCCAAUAAACAAGCAGCACAGCCUUCUCAAUUCAGAAACUCAUUGUCUAUUCCUGCCUGAUGUUCCUUUUCAAAUUUAGCUCAUGCGAUGGCAGUUCAGGUAAGAGCUGGACAGAAGCAAGUCACCUUCCCUGCCAAGAGCAAUAUUACCAUAAGAGAAUGUGUCGUCCCUACAUUAUAACAGCAGAUCUGUCAUUUAGCAAUGAGAAGUUUCUGGAAAAGCUGUGGAGAUCCAUCUCCGUGUGGGCGACGAAGGCUUCACUUUAGCUUUUUCAUUUGCAGUUAUCUUUAACUUUAGGUUGCUUGUAAUUGGUUCCUUUUUUUGUUUGGUAUAUUUUCUGUGAAAUAAAAGCAAAUAAAGGAAUGUAUCUUUUUAUGUACUUGUCAAUCAAGAUAUUGUGUACUUUAUUCUUUAUCAGAAUAUCACUGUAUAAUAUGUUUCUUAAACAAAGGUUGUUGAACACGUACUUUACAUUAGUUCUGCAUUUUUCAUAUGCUUUGCUCCUUUGAUUUCAUGUGUACACGUUAGUCAAUUCAAUUGAGAAUAUGGAUGUAACAUACGAUAUUUGUCUCUGUGAAAAUAUAUAAAAUAAAUAUGGUUUUGAUUAAAUUCUA
This is a messenger RNA of Thunnus maccoyii (southern bluefin tuna), 4839 nucleotides long. It is a transcript of the gene smap2, whose product is annotated as small ArfGAP2. Gene Ontology annotation, biological process: regulation of clathrin-dependent endocytosis. Gene Ontology annotation, molecular function: GTPase activator activity. The record is from RefSeq and is a predicted model, not a curated record. The transcript has 9 exons. The coding region runs from base 340 to 1773 and encodes 477 amino acids. NCBI's taxonomy places the organism in Eukaryota, Metazoa, Chordata, Actinopteri, Scombriformes, Scombridae.